Messenger RNA from Jaculus jaculus (lesser Egyptian jerboa), 1185 nucleotides. RefSeq names its product pyridoxal phosphate homeostasis protein-like. Bases 9 to 818 code for a protein of 269 amino acids. Gene Ontology annotation, cellular component: intracellular anatomical structure. The record is from RefSeq and is a predicted model, not a curated record. The transcript has a single exon. NCBI's taxonomy places the organism in Eukaryota, Metazoa, Chordata, Mammalia, Rodentia, Dipodidae. Gene Ontology annotation, molecular function: pyridoxal phosphate binding.
CCGGCAGCAUGUCCGCGGAGCUGGGAGUUGGGUUCGCGCUGCGGGCAGUGAACGAGCGCGUCCAGCAGGCUGUGGCGCGGCGGCCCCGGGACCUCCCAGCCAUCCAGCCCCGGCUAGUGGCAGUCAGCAAAACCAAACCUGCAGACAUGGUGAUUGAAGCCUAUGGUCAUGGCCAGCGCACUUUUGGAGAGAACUAUGUUCAGGAACUACUAGAAAAAGCAUCAAAUCCUAAGAUUCUGUCUUCAUGUCCUGAGAUCAAAUGGCACUUCAUUGGCCAUUUACAGAAACAAAAUGUUAACAAGUUGAUGGCUGUCCCCAACUUCUUCAUGCUGGAAACAGUAGACUCAGCGAAGUUGGCAGACAAAGUGAAUAGUUCCUGGCAGAAGAAAGGUUCUACUGAAAAAUUAAAAGUCAUGAUCCAAAUUAACACCAGUGGAGAGGAUAGUAAACACGGCCUUCCACCCUCAGGGACAAUUGCCAUGGUGGAACACAUAAAGGCCAACUGUCCCAGCCUGGAGUUUGUGGGGCUCAUGACCAUAGGAAGCUUUGGACAUGAUCUUAAUCAAGGACCAAACCCAGACUUCCAGGUGCUGGUGUCCCUACGGGAAGAGCUCUGUAAAAAGCUGAGUAUUCCUGCAGACCAGGUUGAGCUGAGCAUGGGCAUGUCCAUGGACUUUCAGCAUGCAAUUGAGGUAGGAUCUACAAAUGUCCGGAUAGGAAGCACUAUUUUUGGAGAACGGGAUUACUCAAAGAAACCUGCCCUAGACAAGACCACAGCUGAGCUGGCGGCCCCAGUGGCGGCGGCCCAGGAGCCCUAAGCCCAGGACAGCUAAGAAGACCAGCCACGCACUGACAUGGGCUUUCAUUUCGAUGCUCCCCGCAUUACAGCGCAGUCACUCCCGCCUGUGGCCCGGAUAGAGGAUGUCAUGUGUGGGUGGAAGAUGCCUGUGCUUAGCUUCUUCUGAUUGAGAAAGUUUGCUUCAAGCAGAGGCUUGGGAUCAAAUUCGAGAAGCCAAUACAUGUCUUCAAAACAGAAACCAAACCAGUAGUCAGGAAUUAAGAUCACUGAACUCUGCCAAGGAGCACCACACAGUCCAUGAAUGCCUCUUCCUGAGUAUCGUUACAGCUGACGCCUAUAAUGGGGAAAGUAAGGGUCUCCACUGUCAUUCCCCUUAAAUGGAAUUC